AUGGAUGUGAAAGGGGAUACUCGCUCAGAAGCGAUCCAUCAUGAAAUCAACAUCGCUGACGACAACGUUGGGCAUGAGGUGGAGCCAAAAGCACCUAUUCUGAGCGAGUUCUCGGUCCAGGAGCAGCGAAAGAUCUUGCGACGCAUAGAUCUACGAAUCUUGCCCAUCGUCGGCGCGGUCUACUGCAUCUCCCUGAUCGACAGAACCAACCUGGGCGCUGCCAAUAUCGCCGGUAUGGCAAAAGAUCUCGAAUUGACGACCGGCAUGAGAUACUCCACCGUGACACUGGUCUUCUUUCCCACCUAUAUUGUCUUUGAGCUUCCUGCGACAGUCUUGAUCCGUUGGAUUGGACCACGACUCUUCCUUUCUUCCAUCACUAUGACAUGGGCGGCAGUUAUGAUCGGCUUUGGCUUCACCAACAACUGGAAAGUUCUCGGUGGCCUGAGAGCUGUGCUAGGUAUCCUUGAGGCCGGGUUCUUCCCAGGCUGUCUCUAUUUCCUGAGUACAUGGUACACACGGUAUGAGAUGCACAAAAGGUAUGCUGUUUGGUAUUUUUGUGGUUCCGUAAUUGGUGCCCUCGGGGGUAUUCUUGCGUAUGGCCUUAUGCAGAUGGAUGGUAUCUGUGGACUCGCAGGAUGGAGAUGGAUAUUCAUCAUGGAAGGUGUCAUUACCGCUGCCAUCUCCAUCGCGGCCGCCCUGGUCCUCGUUGGCUUCCCGGACAGCAAAAAGCUGUAUCGAGGCUUUCUCAAUGCAAAGGAAAGAGACUUUGUCGUGGCCAAAAUCAACGCAGAUCGAGGGGAUGCCGAGGAGAAAGAGCCGUUUAAUAUGGGAAGCUUUCUCCGCCACGGUUUGGACAUUAAAGUCUGGGGCUUUGCUCUGCUCUUCUGCAUGCUUCUCGUCGUGUCAUACUCCUUUGCCUACUUCCUCCCAAUCAUCCUGCAAAAAGGCAUGGGUUUCUCGACGGCUGCAGCUCAGUGCUUGGUGACCCCGCCGUAUGUUGCUGCGGGCAUUAUGAUGUAUACUGAGGGAUGGUUGGGUGACAAGUACAAAACCCGAGCGCCAAUCUUACUCUUCAACUGCGUUGUGACGCUUAUUGGUCUCCCGGUCAUGGCCUUCUCGCCCAGUAUGGCCGGCAAAUAUGUCGGUGCGUUCCUUACAGUUAUGGGCGCCAACUCGAACAUCCCUUGUACUAUGGCCUAUCAAGCAAAUAAUAUCCGUGGUCAUUGGAAACGGUGUUUUUGCAGUGCCACAUUCGUCGGCGUCGGUGGCAUUGGCGGUAUCAUUGGCAGCUUGGUCUUCCGCUCUCAGGACGCCCCACGAUACCUUCCCGGAAUCUACGCCUGCAUCGUGAGCCAGGUACUCGUGCUGGCAAUCGUGCUGUUGCUUUCAGUCAAGUUUCGCCGGGACAACAAGAAUCAAGCCGCUGGGACUCUGAUCAUUGAACGAGACGACCAAUUCAGAUAUACCAUCUAG
Exophiala dermatitidis NIH/UT8656 is the source of this 1473-nucleotide messenger RNA. RefSeq names its product retrograde regulation protein 2. Gene Ontology annotation, cellular component: membrane. Gene Ontology annotation, biological process: transmembrane transport. Bases 1 to 1473 code for a protein of 490 amino acids. The transcript has 8 exons. Lineage: Eukaryota; Fungi; Ascomycota; Eurotiomycetes; Chaetothyriales; Herpotrichiellaceae. The record is from RefSeq and is a predicted model, not a curated record. Gene Ontology annotation, molecular function: transmembrane transporter activity.